AUGGUCUAAGCACCUCUGAGGCAGAUUUGUUUCCGGUGCUUACAAGAGACCUCAUGAACCAGACUGAUUUGGUUGAGCAUGACAUAAUAAUAGUAUAUUUUUACACACCCUAACCUGGUGCAGUUCCCUCACUAAAGGGCAGACAAAGAAUACAUGUACUCACAAUCAAUCACCCUACAAUGACAAUCACACUACAAUGACAAUCACACUAUGUAGAGAUAUACUACAAUCAUACACAGAGACAGCCGACAACAAAAUUAACUGCAUUUACAUGACUUAAGGUAUAACUGAGAGAAAUCAAAUUUAUGUGGCUGCCAUUUAUGUUAGAACGUGGACCAUGAUUAUACCAUAGAACAACAGUGCUGAGGUGGCUCUUGGAAUCACUCCAGUCUAUUUUACGUCGUUGCAAAAUGUAUGUCUCACUUUUGUGAUUUUGCUGUUAGCUGCAGAGCUCAGCAGAAUGUUGAUAAUUUUACAACUGUAUAGCUGUAUGUGUGACCUCAACAUUUCAAACAUUAAAACACUGCAAAUUGUAUAGAAGGCAAUACAUUUUGGUUAACUAUGAUGAUUGGCAUACUGCACACGCAUGGGCCUAGGUAGAAACUUAAUUAAUUAAUUAAUUCAACUGGGAGUACAUGUAUGUGCUCUUUUCAUUGUGAAAGUUUGAUAUCCUAUUUGGAGUCUCAAUGCUUAUGUAUUUAAUGAAACUUUUGGCAAUCGUUGAAAGGGUGUUUCAUGUAUUGCUCAAAUGUAAGUCUCCACAUGGGUUUGUGUAGCUAGGGUACAUAUGUGCAUUUGACUGUACGUAAAACUUUAUGGUCUUCACUAGAGAACUGCAUGGAUUGCUUUUAGUCUGCUAACAUUCUAAUGGUGAAAUGGCAUCUUCAGGCCCGCCUGAGUAUAGUGUCCACUUGUGGCUUCCAUAUGAUUGAAAUAUCACAUGUACCUCAUACUGCAUAGUACUCGGGAAGCAAGUAUUGCUCAACUUUCAAACGUUGACAAGUUGUGCAGCUGCAUGGCCAGAAUCAAUUACACGUCAUGUAUACAUUGUAGUCCAGCAUUUAUCUGCAGACCAACAACUACCUGCCUUCAUGCCUUCUAGUGUGCAUUCUGGCCACUCCAAGGAAAGGCUAAACUGCGCACGCGCAUAUAUGUGACCAAGCCGCUUUCAGAAGCCAGCAUAGCAUUCAUAUCAGGAGUCUGAAAUAAGACGUGAAGGUGAUCAGAUGAAUUGAUUGAUUAAUAAUUACAAAACCUUACCUGCUAUGUAGACGCUAGUUUGUAAAGAAGGUGUUCCAUGAGCUGAUUAUAGCUUUUAAUUAUGAAUUAUUAGCACUCUGAUCUAUCUAAUUAUUAACAUGAUUGAUUGGAUUCUUACGUGGGAGUUUGGUUCAAAUCACGUGAAAUAGCCAUCAGGUGACAUUGGUGAGAGUAAUCUUAAUUGCACCCAUGUGGAUUCUGCUUCUUGGUGCUAUUUGCUGUUUUCAAGCAACCUGUGCUACUCCAGGACCUACCGGAUUUGAACAUUGCAGUGGAUCAGAAUAUCAGCCUGCCAAAUAUGGCAAAGCAACGAAUGUUACACUAGAUCCAUGUGCAAAGUCACCUUGUCAAGUACAGAAAGGUGUCAAUGCUACAGCAUUUAUCACAUUUGUACCAAGUGUUACUGUGACUAAUCUCACAGCUGUUGUGCAUGGGAAACUUGGUAUACUGCCAUUAGUUCCUUUUGACCUUCCGAACGCUAAUGCCUGCUCAAAUUCUAACAUAACGUGCCCCCUCAAAGCUGGUGUGCUUGCAUACUACACUACCAUGGUUCCUGUUCCAAAGCUUGCUCCAUCGGCACCAGUGGAGGUCUUCUUUCAGCUCCUGAAUGAGAAAAAAGAAGAAGUGGUGUGCAUUAAAUUUGAGAUGCAAAUCGAAUAAAACAACUCUGUUGACAUCCAACACAUGCUUCUGCAUGGUUGUCUUGCUGUGUUUGCUUCUUCUGCUGGACAGAAUUUUUCACAAGCUCAAACUUUAGAAUUUGUAAACUGUCUUGCUUUUGUCUAGCUUGCUUUUAUCUAGUAUCUUGUUUAAAUGUUUAGUGAUAAUGCACUCAAACAAAAACAACAGUAUGCUAUAAAUUCA
Corticium candelabrum is the source of this 2124-nucleotide messenger RNA. RefSeq names its product ecdysteroid-regulated 16 kDa protein-like. Bases 1450 to 1920 code for a protein of 156 amino acids. The transcript has 5 exons. The record is from RefSeq and is a predicted model, not a curated record. Lineage: Eukaryota; Metazoa; Porifera; Homoscleromorpha; Homosclerophorida; Plakinidae. Gene Ontology annotation, biological process: sterol transport. Gene Ontology annotation, molecular function: sterol binding.